This is a messenger RNA of Verticillium alfalfae VaMs.102, 1557 nucleotides long. RefSeq names its product polyadenylation factor subunit 2. Gene Ontology annotation, molecular function: protein binding. The transcript has 4 exons. The record is from RefSeq and is a predicted model, not a curated record. The coding region runs from base 1 to 1557 and encodes 518 amino acids. NCBI's taxonomy places the organism in Eukaryota, Fungi, Ascomycota, Sordariomycetes, Glomerellales, Plectosphaerellaceae. Gene Ontology annotation, cellular component: mRNA cleavage and polyadenylation specificity factor complex.
AUGGCCCGUGCCACGACGCGCUUCACUUCCUCUUGUCAUUGGCGACGUGCCUGGGCCUUGAAGCCCAAAGAAGGGCUCAUCUUCAAGAGCUUGGGAUAUUAUAGCGUCAUGGCGUAUGAACCCCGUGGGGAUUACUCCCGUCGAGGAGGUCCCGACGGUGAUGAUCUCCAUCAGCCGAGAGCCGUGAGAGGCCGCCGCCCCGUUACUGACUAUGGCGCGACCGUCUCUCAGUGGAUGCGCGACCGCAAUCCCGGCACGGGCUUCUUCUCAAAUGAGGAGGCUGAGAAGCCCUCUGCCAGCUACAUCUCCGACCACCCCGUCAACGUCGUUCGAUGGACACCCGAGGGCCGUCGCCUGUUGACCGCCUCGAGCAGUGGCGAGUUCACCCUCUGGAACGGCACAGGCUUCAACUUUGAGACCAUCAUGCAGGCGCACGAUUCUGCCAUCCGCACUCUCGCCUACUCGCACAACAACGACUGGCUCCUUUCGGCUGACCACGACGGCAUCGUCAAGUACUGGCAACCAAACUUUAACAAUUUGCAGAGCAUCACGGCCCACAACGAUCCUAUUCGAGACCUCGCAUUUGCGCCAAACGACUCGAAAUUCGUCACCGCGUGCGACGACUCGUCACUCAAGAUUUUCGACUUUGCCGGAGGUGUGGAGGAAUCAGUGCUCAAGGGCCACGGCUGGGACGCCAAGAGCUGCGACUGGCACCCCUACAAGGGUCUCCUGGUGUCUGGUUCCAAGGACCACUUGGUCAAGCUGUGGGACCCCAGGACAGGCCGCUGCCUGACGACAUUGCACGGUCACAAGAACACCAUCACCAAGACUCUCUUCGAGAAGGUCCAGGGCGACUGCCUCGCCACAUCUGCUCGGGAUCAGACCGCCCGCGUCUUCGACCUGCGCAUGAUGCGCGAUGUGUGUCUGCUCAAGGGACAUGAGAAGGACAUCUCGACCCUGACCUGGCACCCCCAGCACGCCAACCUCCUCACAACAGGCGGCCACGACGGCUCGCUCCACCACUACAUCACCGAUCAACCCAACACACCGCCCGGCCAGAAUGCCGGCAUCGCCCCCUACGACACGACAGACCCGUCCGGCACGACUGCCCAGACGAUAUACCCGUCGCACAAGGUCCCCUUCGCCCAUGAUUUCGCCAUUUGGUCACUCGACUGGCAUCCCCUUGGCCACAUUCUCGCAUCCGGCUCCAACGACAGGAUUACCCGCUUCUGGUCCCGCUCCAGGCCAGGUGACACAGACGUCCUCCAGGACAGGUAUCACAUCGGCGAGGCCGCCGCCGAAGCACAGGGAACCUGGGACCGCCGCGGCAUGCGUCGCCAGCGCCAGGAGGAAGAGGAGCAGGAGAUGGAGGACGAAGCCGAGGGUCUUGUCGACCAGAAGAUGCCUCUCAAGCAGGCCGCCGUCCCAGGCUUCCCAGGUCUCCCCGGUCUCCCCGGUCUCCCCGGCCUGCCCGGCCUUCCCGGCCUUCCAGGUCUCGCAGGCCUACCCGGCCUCCCGCAGCCCAACGCACGCACCCUGUGCCACCGCCCCCCAUGA